CACAUCGUAAAAGCAAAAGCGACGAAACACAGCCGUCCCUACGAAUUCCACUCCCACUCUAUAUAACUCCACUCCCACUACACCCCCAUCACACAGCAAUGGCGGAGAAAUCAAAAUUAAAGAAUGUGAUUUCUGAUGAAAGUAGUGAUGAUGAGAGGCAACCCGCAACCGAUCUUGAUCUUCCCUUGGACAAACUCAAUCUUGGCCCUCAAAAGAAACUCCUUGUGCUGUGCCUGGGUGGGCUGCUGGUCCACAGGGUGCACGUCAGGGACAAGGCGAGCAUACGAGGAUUGCGCCCUGAUAUUGUCCAUGGAAAAUUUUUUGUUUUUAAGAGGCCAUUCUGCACUGAGUUUCUGAAGUUCUGCUUCGAACGGUUUGAAGUUGGUCUUUGGUCCUCCGCCAGAGAUCACAACAUUGACGCUGUCCUGCGCGAGAUAACUGGUGGAACGGGAAGCAAGUUUUUGUUUGUGUGGGGUCAAGAUGAGUGCACUGAUUCUGGAUUUGGGUGCCUUCGCAAGGAGCAGAAGCCCUUGUUUCUGAAAGAACUGAAAGACCUGUGGGAAAAGAAAUAUAACAAAGAAAAGUAUUCUGCUUCAAACACUUUGUUGAUUGACGAUGAGCCACACACAUGUCUCGUCAAUCCGCCUAACACAGCAAUCUUUCCACAACCUUACAAGAAGCACGACCGCAAUGAUUCGUUUUUGGGUCCAAAUGGUGAGUUGCGCAAAUUUCUUGAUGGGCUUGCUGAUGCUAAGGAUGUUCCUUCCUAUGUGAAAGAUCAUCGGAUUGGACAGCCUGCGAUCACACCAUCACAUCCUGAUUGGAGCUACUAUGCCAAGAUUGUUAGUCAUUUUGACAAGAAAGGGGAGACUGAGAAGAGCGCUGAAACAUCUGAUGAUGAGUAGAAAGCAGUUCUGCUGCUAAUAGGUGUGCUUACUUUUACAGAAUGAGUGGAAUUAAUGUGUGUGUAAUUCGACCUUAUACUGGAUUUCAUGUCCGUAAGCGGUCCUAGAGAGAUAUCUGCUUAUAAAUUUCAGAAUUUAAUAUUAAUAGUGCAA
This is a messenger RNA of Sesamum indicum (sesame), 1058 nucleotides long. RefSeq names its product putative FCP1 homology domain-containing protein C1271.03c. The record is from RefSeq and is a predicted model, not a curated record. Lineage: Eukaryota; Viridiplantae; Streptophyta; Magnoliopsida; Lamiales; Pedaliaceae.